UUUACUGCAAGGAUUCUAUAGAACUCUAGAUGUCCGUGUCCAGGCGAGCAGUGCUUUUGAGACUUGUAGCUUUACUUGCUUCAGCGGUGUUGCAUGCAUCAGAAAGCAGAGGCGAUGGGUCCACAAAUGCGAGUUCGUGUGCGCAGACUUUCUGCAGAAAGGGAAAGAUGUGUGUUGAAAGUAAGAUCGGCGAAGUGAUCACCGCAGAGUGUACGUGUCCAGUGAACUGCUCAAAUGUACAUCGCCCUGUUUGCAGCGUUUACCAUGUGGAAUUUCCAAACAUCUGUGAGUUACAUAAGUUUGCCUGUGCAAAUGAAAUGCAUAUUCAAGUAAAGCAUCAAGGGAACUGCAGCGAACAAGAGGCUUCAUCAGCUUGCCGCAAAUCACAAAUAAUAAAUUUUCAAGACAAGUGGUUGCAAAGAAUUUUCCCAGUAUACCAGGAAAGCAGGGUAUUUUCUGUGGUUGAAAGACUCCUACUUGCAAAGCGUAAUUUUGACCGGUACUGGGACAAAGAUAAAAACGGUUUGCUCAGCGAGGACGAAAUAUCAAGAAUUUUCCACGAGAGGACAUUUUUAAACUCUGCAUGCAUUGUAGGGCUCAUUAGAUCAUGUGAUACUGACAGGACCCCAGGGAUAAACAGACAAGAAUGGCACACUUGCCUCAAAACCGAAGACUGCUCAGUCACAUGUGGAGGUGGUCGGCAAAGACGAACAGGAACCUGUAUUUUACCCAGUACAGGACAGAAACUACAACGAGAGCGGUGUGUUGGGAACCAUCAUCAAACAAGAAAGUGUGUUAAUGGAGAAUGUCCAGACUGGAUGGUGUCCAUUGAUACUGAUGGUAAAUGGAGUCGCUGGUCAUCAUGGACUGAUUGCUCGCGUUCUUGUGGAAAGGGUCGACAGAGUCGAACUCGUGUGUGUACUAACAAAGCCACUGGAAAGCUUCUAAAAAACGGCUGGUGUGCCGGGAAACCUCGACAGGAAGACAUAUGCGCGGACUGGAAGUGCCCAGAUAAAAGGAAAAGAAAGUGUCCACUAGAUAGAGAAGGUACUCUAAAGGGACGAGUAUUAACAAAACGUGACGCACCUCUGGCUGGAGCUAAUGUAUCGCUUGCCGAGUCUCCAUAUAAGAUAUUGAGUCGCACUCAAGAAAAUGGCUUCUUCGAAGUCAAUGCAUUCUGCUUCGACAAAGAAAAAGUCAUUUUGAUUAUCAAGCGUGGAUACGUCCCCCAGACUUUUCGCAUAACGGACUCGAAAUCCACCUUUAAAUUCAAGAUGGAAAACGCAGUUCACCCGACAGUAACAGCUCACCCAGAAGACAGAAGACGUUUUGUUGGACAAGAUGUCAUAUUUUGUUGCCAGGUGGAAGGAAAUCCACCUCCAGUCAUAGAAUGGUUUCGAAAUGAAAACAUCUUAGACUCGGACGAAUUUAAUAAUAAAGAAACGUUACUGUUGCGAAAGGUGGAAAAGAACAUGGCUGGAAAUUUUAGAUGCCGUGCAGUAAAUCAAUUCGGCGCAGAAUUUUCUGAGUCUGCGACAUUAACUGUUCUCGACCCAGUUUUGAACUCAUGCAACUCUACACCAUCUGAUCAUUACAUAAACCUUCCCGAUGGAUGUACAGAUCUCACAGGUAAAAGCAAGGUAAACAUCGGAAAGUGCGAUAAUAGCCCUUGUAUACGGGCUGAUGUGGCCCCCAAACAGUCCUGUGAGGAAGAAGAGCGCUGUUGCCAGGCUGGAGCUGUGAGUGAAACCACCGUUCGCUGUGGUCAAGGAGACUUUACAGUAAGGCGCAUUGCGAGCUGCAGAUGUGACAUUUGCAAAGAGGGAGAUACCAUUGUGAAAGGAGUUGUGGUAGGAGGAGCAGAUGAAACACCGGUGGAAUAUUGCGACAUUCUGGUUAACGAUACAGUUGUUACCUUCUCCGACUUCGACGGAACUUUUCAACUGACUGUGAACAAGACUACAAAGCGAUUGGUGGCAACGUUUCGAGAUUACACGGAGGAGUACGAGGAAACAACAGUUACGUUACCUUUCCAAAAGGGCGCAACAACAUUCCAUAAAAUUCAUCUUCGCCUAGAAGCGAAACCCAUUGAAUUUGAUCCCGAAGAAGAGAAGGUGGUACCCCUUGUAGGAGAUGCAGCGGCAGAAGUUGUUAUACCAGCCAAUAGCUUAAUUGACAAAGAUGGAAACCCCCAAAAAGGCAAAGCGAAAGUGAAAGUUCAGUUUAGCGAUCCCAGAAGUGAGCAAGACAUUCUAGAAUCACAAGGUGAUUUUACUACUGUCGACGAAGAUGGCGAAGAACAGUUACUCAGAACGUACGGCCUUUUCAAAAUCAAGGUACAGGACGAAAAUAACAACAACCUCGGCCUCACCAAGGAUCUUCAUAUUAACAUCGACAUAGAACAAAUGACUGGAGAGACCUUCAAUGAAUCUACACCCUUACCACAUCUGUGGUGGCUGGACCAGAAAACUGGUCGAUGGGUGGACGCUGGCCAACUUGAACGAAACAGCGAAAGUGCCAAGCGCAGAAAGAGAAACUUAUGGUCCAGGGCAUUUUCUGGAGCAAUAAGCCCAGAGAAUGUUCAAAAUGUUUUUAAUCUCGAUGAAAUUUAUGACAGGUGUUUUGCAAAGGUUAGAGCAACCAGACAAGACGGAUCAGGAAUACCAAAUGCGAAAGUCACCAGUAUUUUCACGAAUCCUCGUGGACAAGCGAUUCAAGGGUACUUAAUGCGGACAACUUCCUCAAACGGCUACCGAUGCAUAGCAACCCAGUGCAACAGCCAUGGUUACAUGGAGGUGGAGGAAGACGGAAAGCCUUUAUUGCCUGUUGAGAACGAAGUGCAUGCUCUCCCUCCUGAAACGAAUGCUUCCAUAGUAGAUACCCGAAGAAUCAAUUUUAAUCCUGGUGCGCGACCACUCAACGGCCCUGUGUACCAAAAAGCUCAAGCUAGCUCUUGUCGGAGGGAUGGUAGUGGGCAGAGUUACUUCUCAUUUCAUAGCCAAGGCGACGCACAAGUUUUCAACCAGGGGUACGUCCCGCAGCCGCCUUUCCAACAACGAUUUAGACGUGGAUCCUUUAGGAGGAGAUGCUAUUUAAAGAUCUUGACAUCCGGGACAACGAGUACCUUGGUAACGGCACAAAGUUAUUCUGAAGAUGAGGGAACACUGUAUGGGACAGCCACUAAACAAACCGAGAGAGUCAACAGCAAUUUAUAUGCAGCUUGCAUAGAGCACAGAUGUCCUGAACGCGAUGCAACAUUGAUUCGUUUCACAGUGUUGACCGGAGAAUGCCGAAGAAGUCGAGUUCAAGAUAUUUUAGACGAGAAUAGAAACAGCGGUCUAGCACCAAAUGUGGCAAAGGCUUUGACUCCAACUGACGAUGAACUGUCUGGUAAUUCUCUCGGGAUGUUCACGUGCCGACAGUGCAACUCGGCUGGUCUUAUAAGCGACUUUGAAACUAAGUGCCUUAAAAAGCGAAUAGUAGACGGGAUUAGAAUGAAAUUUUUCGCAGUAAAGUUUACUUGCAACUAGUAAAACACUAACUCGUGGCUCCUUCUAAAUCUUUAACUAAAAUUCAAAUUCAAGGAAAGACUACGAGAAUUCUAGAAAUAAUUUUUUUUUCCAUUUAGUACUACUUCUAGCAUCGUGUGCGGUUUUUUUUUUGUCUAAAUUACUCUCUUUCAGUAGUAUGUGACAACUCUUAUCAGUCAACCAUAGAAAUUCUGGUGACUAAUGGCAGCGUCAGUCCCUUCAGUUAAGCCAGUGAACCAAACGAAGAGCCCGCCCCUAGAGAUUCGCAAAGGGACUUCUAAAUAUAAGAAAGCAUUGUUAAAAACUACUUAAUUCUAGCUAUUAAUUCUGACAACAUGGGCCUAUGCAUCAAACCUGCCAAAUUCAAUUUUUUCAAAUGCUAGAAACGAAGCACAUCAUGAAAAUUCCUCUGGUUUUCCGCAAGCAGGAAAAUUCAACACGACCUUAUGUAACAAAUCGAUCAAAUUUGCCCAAAUCUAAAAUGAAGCUUCACAUAUUUUACACCUCAUUUACGUUUUGUAAGAGCGUGAAGUUGUAGGAUGUGAAACGAAUAACAAUACCGUGAGUCGAUAAAUCUGAAAAUAACGGCUUUCUCAGUUUUCCGUGUUGAGUAUUGUGGAGGUAAAACAUUUACUUUUUUUAAUACGCUUAAGUCUGGUUUUACGAUACUUUGGAUCCAGCCUCUAAGUGUUUCUACACCUAGUAACCAUUGUAUAUUGUGGACUGAAAAAAUGUCUUAAGAUGUCCACGGAAAAUUGUGGCGCGACCUUGACGCAAAAGUAUCGUUUUCACAUCUUUUUUCCAAAGUGUUCACGAAGAAUGAAUCUGCAGUUAACAAAGCACACUUUUCAAAUCCUCAAUUCAUCUCUUUUUAAUUCAGAAAUGUCGCAAAUAGUGGUGAAUUGGAACGGAGAAGCAGAUGUGAUUAGUACAAUAAUGAAAAAUCUUGUACUACUUUUAUAGGAUAUGGAAGAUGGCUUGCGUGUUUAAACGUAUCUCGCAACGUCUUAUGGUAGGUGAAAAGUGAAUGUAACAAUGUUCUCUGGAGGCGAGCUAAAACUAAAUCUUUUUUCAAAAGUCACGCAGACUUACUACUUCCAAGUCAUUGGCAGGCUAAAAUAUGUGACAGCCUUCAAAAUAUUCUUACUGCUGCUGAGUAAAACCCCAAAUUUAAUAAGUAUCAGAAACGUGUCUGACAUCACGUAUUUCUUUUCUUAGUGAGUGAUUAGUCUCGAUUUAUUGUGCACGUUUUUCCUCUUUGUAUCAGUGGACUGUCAACUAUAAGUUCGGCGGAAUCACAUAAUUGAAAUCUUUAAGCAAAUUACCAUAAAAAUUAAUUUCUAUAUCAAAUGUGAACGAGUGACUGGUGGCGUAACUUUUCAUUACAAAAAUGCUGAGUGAACAGCGUACAAUUGUAACGCACAAAAGAUCCUUUAGAAGACUGUUUUCCUUCUUAAUCUUCCCACUAUUGUCCCGUAUUUUGGAACACCUCAUUGAGUAACUUUGCAUGAUUCCCAGCUUUGCUGAUAUUAUCCGAUCAAUAUAUUCUUUUUCGCAUUGACAACCAAUGUUCUUUAUAUCUAACGCAACUAAGUAAACUAUAAUAAAUAAUAAUUAAAAUG
Messenger RNA from Pocillopora damicornis (cauliflower coral), 5152 nucleotides. RefSeq names its product cartilage intermediate layer protein 1. NCBI's taxonomy places the organism in Eukaryota, Metazoa, Cnidaria, Anthozoa, Scleractinia, Pocilloporidae. Gene Ontology annotation, molecular function: protein binding. The record is from RefSeq and is a predicted model, not a curated record.